This is a messenger RNA of Eublepharis macularius, 2687 nucleotides long. RefSeq names its product apoptosis enhancing nuclease (gene AEN). Gene Ontology annotation, molecular function: nucleic acid binding; exonuclease activity. The coding region runs from base 71 to 1183 and encodes 370 amino acids. The transcript is spliced from 4 exons. Gene Ontology annotation, cellular component: nucleus. The record is from RefSeq and is a predicted model, not a curated record. Lineage: Eukaryota; Metazoa; Chordata; Lepidosauria; Squamata; Eublepharidae.
CCGGGCAUGUGGGCUGCGUUCGAGCCUCCUUUGCUUCCGGGAUUGACACGUGGAGAGCCGGCUUGUUUAGAUGCCUUCUAGCGGCAAGCAUCUACUAGGAGAAAUGAAUCCAGCAGAAGCUGACCAGGGGGGUUGCUUGGGGGUGGAAGGCCGGCUUCUUCAGUGCCCCUGCUGCCAGUGGGAUCCAGGCCGCUCUCUCAAUAAAGCACCCCCAGACACUGUAGCCGGCAGGCAGAAUAAAAAAAAGUCCAGAAAGCACCAACGUUGUAUGGUGCGUAGGACGCUGGAACGGAAGGAGCUGCAGGGACCCAGAUUGGGGGAAGAGACCCUGUACAUGGCAUCGAAGCCCUCCAAGGCCUGUAGGAUGCAGGGCCAGGAAGUCAGCGAGUUGACCAAGGAAGAUGUGGAGAAGGACCGUAGAACGUUCUGCCCGAUACCAGUUCCAUCAGCAGGAACAGCCACGCAGCAUCCCUCUUCCCAAGACUUUGGGAACCUGGCACCCUUGCCCUCGCACCCUGGUGCAGGCGCCGAUUCUUUCUCCUAUCAGAAGCCCAAAACUAGGAAGCUGGUGGCUAUAGACUGUGAAAUGGUGGGCACAGGCCCCGGUGGGAAAGUCAACGAGUUGGCUCGGUGUACGGUGGUGAACUACGAUGGGGAUGUCGUCUAUGACAAGUACGUCCGGCCGCAGCUUCCAGUAGUGGAUUAUAGGACUCGGUGGAGCGGGAUCACCCGGCGACACAUGGAGAAGGCCACUCCUUUCAUGAAGGCACGGGCAGAGGUCCUGCAGAUCUUAAGAGACAAAAUCGUGGUGGGACAUGCCGUCCACAAUGACUUCCGGGCCCUGAAAUAUUUCCAUCCCCGAGACUGGACGCGUGACACUAGCCAGAGCCCCCACCUGAGGGAGAAAUGUGGGCUGCUUGUGAAAGCCAAUGUCUCUCUUAAGAGUUUAGCCAAGCAGCUGCUGCACAAAGAGAUUCAGGUGAGCAAAAAGGGACACUCAUCAGUGGAAGAUGCUCAGGCCUCUAUGGAACUGUACAGACUGGUGGAAAUACAGUGGGAAAAGGACAUGACUGCCCGACUCUCCUCCUGUUCUCCGCACAGUCCUCCAGAUAACUGUGCCGAUAAUGACCGCUACAUGGAUGAUCGGUAUUGGCCUGAGGACCUUGACCUAGAUUGCAAAUGACAGCACAGGCUUGCAUUUAAAGAGAGACCUGUUUAAAACCUUUUGCUCUCUGCAGUUGUUUUGGGGCCUUGGGGGACUUGGUCCUCAUAAGUUUGCUACUACUGUAGUAACUUUAUUUGGGGAGGUGGUGCGGAGCCCAGUGGUGAGAUGUUGCACAGAGGCAGUGUGGAACUGCACAUGUUGGAAGGAGACCCUUGGAGUACUUGGGUUGUAAGCUGCUAAUCUCUGCCCUAGAGGCCUAUUUAUAGAUUUAAUGUCUAAUUACAGUGGCAUGUAUGGAAUGAGCUCCCGAUGUGGCCUAACUUAUUGCUGCAGAAGUACACACAGACUCUAUUAGCUUGUGAGUGAGUGAGUGUCAGGCUGGCUAGUUCACAUAGUGUGUUUCUUUGAUGCCCAAUUAGCCCUAACCCUCCCUGAGGAUCCAUUUGUAGGGAGAAAUGCAAUGGCAGACGGAUCAGAGAUGUGCCUAGCAGAGAUUUUUGUGAUCGUAGUGGCAGGGAAAUUACUUCUUCGAUGAUGGGAAUUGCUACCAAGUCUGACCUUUUCUGUGCUUGACUGAUUCACCCAUUAACACUUUGCUUGUAUGUACAGUGCCAGCGAGGGGCUGGGUCUCCUUGUGUGCUCACAUUACAUAUUACAUCAGCCAGUUUGUACAGCUUAUUUGUACACACAGCAGAGGGAGUUGUAAAACUGUGCCUGGACCGCACCACUUUAGGCUGCAAUUGGGGUGAGAGUGGAGUGUCCUUACAUAUAGCAAGGGGUAUAGCAGGCAUAACUGAGUUAUCACUCUACUGUGCUCAUUUUCCGUGGGCAGGGCAGGGCGUGCUUAUUUGGGUGAUGUUCAGCUAUGUGCUGCCAUCCAUGCCAGUCUGAAAUGGUACAUUCUAGGGCUGCUUUCCCUGCCAGUCUGCUGCACGUGACAACCAAGGGCAAAGAUUCUACUUUCCCAUAAUUUGGCCGUGGUGAUGUAGAAAGUAUUCUGCGAGCUGUCCUCAGGUUGAGUCUAAAGACUUCUUUCCCUGGACGGUGCACGUUUUGUUUCACAGCGCUGAGGUUCCUUGCGCAGCUGAUGGCAGGAAUGCUUAAGGCUCCACAUGAAAUGCCUCCUGUCUAAGAUUCUUUGCGAUCUUAACAUUUUCAGUCUAUCUUUCUUGCAAUUCGCAGUUACACCAGAGCAGCAAUACCAGAUGAAAUCAAGUGCCCAUCAAAAUAAAAUCAAAACGUUUCUGGAUAUUUUCAGAGGAAAAAUUAAAAUACAUGGUAAUCAUUUAAAAUGUACUAAAAACACUAUACAAUCCAAAGGCUGAUAAUCCAGAGUAGAGCAGUUCAUGUACCGGUCAGCCAUGCUUGCAUCAGCACGCCUUAUUGUCACAUUUAUCUUUAUGACGACUUACCUUUAUGAGGGUGGUGGAAAACCUUGCAGUUUGGCCAAUAUCUGCCAAUAAUAGUACUAAUUCCUCCUGAUCUGACCUUCCUGGGAAAUCUAUUGCACUCAGGGCCAAGC